Molecule: messenger RNA, 318 nt
Organism: Porites evermanni
Lineage: Eukaryota; Metazoa; Cnidaria; Anthozoa; Scleractinia; Poritidae
Source: the annotation of a GenBank genome assembly
AUCGAUCCUCCAAUCCAUACAGAGUAUUUACGCUCAGGGGGUGCAAUGAUCUUGAUUUUCAUGGUGGGUGGGGCCAGAGCAGUUAUUUCCUUCUGCAUUCUGUCGGCGAUUCCUGGGAACAUGGUGGAGCCACCAGACAACACUGUGUUGGCGUACAGAUCCUUACGGAUGUCCACAUCGCACUUCAUGAUCGAGUUGUAUGUUGUCUCGUGGAUGCCUGCAGAUUCCAUUCCAAGGAAGGAAGGCUGGAACAUGGCUUCUGGUGCACGGAAUCUUUCGUUACCGAUGGUGAUGACCUGUCCAUCAGGAAGCUCGUAG